AUGUCUCAGCAAGACGAUUUUGACACACCUCUGACCAACAGCUUUGUGGACGCAUCCGACGCCCUCGGCCAUCCAAGCAGUCAGUCUCGCGACAACAACGAUGAGAAGGAGCAGAACCAAUUCUUUCAGGACCUUGGUUUCUACGUUGCUGAGGAAGGCCGUAUCCAAGAACUCGAGGGUAUAAUCGAAAGGAACGGCGGAAGUGUGCUCACAGAACUCCCCUCUGGCACUUCCAACAAAGAGUAUGUUGUUGCGUCUUCGAACAUAGCAAACCUGCCAACGCUUCAUCCCAAAUACAUCGAAAACUGCAAGAAGCAUAACAUGCUUCUCAAACUCAAUGGCUAUUUCGUUCCUUGGUCUGGCUUUGCCGAAAACUCGCAAAAUGAAGGCGAAGAGGUCGGUAAACCAGGCGUCACGGAUGAAAACUUUAACGCUCAAAAUAAAUUACCAAAUGAUGAGAAAAGGGCCACUUUGCCAAACAUUGAGGAUGAGGCGAGCUCUUCGCAGGCGCCUGGGUCUCCCAAUGAAAACGAACAAAAUAGGGUUAAAAAUGCAGCUCAGAGUGCAUUUAAGACCACAGAUCCGAAUAGCCAAGCUAAGCCCAAUCCCGUUCCCGUGAAUGAGCAGAGAACUAGUCCGGCUGUGACGGUGGAAGUUGCUGAGAAGCCGGGUAGCUCUCUCAAAGAAGAAGCUGCUAAGGAACCUUAUGUCGCAGCACACAGUAAGGCAAACUUUACCGCUGAGGAGGAUACUUUCAUCCUUGAUGUGGUUCGCAAAAACCCCACUAGAAGAACAACCCACACUCUUUUCGAUGAAAUUUCGAGGUUUGUUCCAGCACAUACUGGAAAUUCAAUAAGGCACCGCUACCGUGUUUAUCUCGCCAAAAAGCUAGAUUUUGUCUACGAAGUUGACAGUCAGGGAAGACUGAUUCGCGACGAGAAUGGUGACUUGAUAAAAACAACGGUUUUACCAAAAGCUCUCAAAAAGAAAUUUGUGGCCGAAGAGGAUUACGAUCUUGCGGUCAGUAUCAAGCGCCAAUUUUACCAGGAUGUUUACCAGAUAGAUCCUGACACACGUAAGUCCUUGAUAAGUGAGGACGAUGCACCCAAUGAAGCUGCUAGAAGAACGCUGACAAUGGACACGAACGUCAAACCUGGCGCAGAGCCAAGUCUCGAAGACUUUAGGGUCGGUGAAAGGAGGGGGCCUGUUCCAAGAGAGUUUUUCAAAAAUUUUGCCCAGAAUCACCCUACUCAUACGGAAAACGCUUGGCGCGAUAGAUUCAGGAAGUUCCUCUUAUCAUAUGGGAUUGACAAAUACAUUGAAUACUACAGACACGAAUUAGCGCAUGAGCGCACUCCUGAAGCUAUGAAAAAUUUCACUAAUAGACCGAAGAGAACUGGCGUGCGCACCCCGGGCAAUUAUAGUGGACUACCCAAGAAGCAGAAAACGUCAAGCGAGGAAGAUCUGCCUCAAUCUUUGUCAUCGAAAGCUCAACAGGCUGCAGCACUGGUUGCCGCCGGUGGGAGGUCCGGAGAUGCUAACUCGGCUGGGCUGGGAGUCGGUGACAUGGAUCUACUGGACGAAGAGACUUUGAAUUUCAUAUCAGGGUUGAGGCGGGAUCUAUCCAAGAUCGAGUCCACUGGCGGGACCGCUUUCGAAUAUCCGCAAGAAAUAGCGGAAUCCAUUCGCAAUGAUUUUGCUAACGAAGAAGCGCAGUUUGAUAACAUUGAUCCAGAUACGAUUGCAUUUCCACCUUCACUUGCAUCAAGCGAUCUUUUCAUGCCGCAGUUUUUUGCAUUCAAAUCAACCAGGGAGUUUUUGGAAAAGAUCAAUGACAUAAUAUCGCGAGAUUACGAAGCUUCCCAAGCAGAGAAACUCGUACAUGACUUAUGCGAAGAAGCAGGGGUAAGGAAAACAUUUAGCACAGGCAUCUUAACAGCGCUAUCUGGGGACUUGAUGGUAUUUCCACGAUACUUUCUGUGUAUGUUCACCAUGAAAGCCAAUCCACCGCUUAACGUGCCUGGUAUUUGGACUCGGGAUGAUGAUGAAAUACUCAGAGAGGCAAAUGAAGACGGUCUUAAGAAAUUAACGGAAAAACACGGUCUCGGCAGAAUUGAGAUGCGCAGACGCUUCAUUGCUAGCGACCUCGUAUGA
Molecule: messenger RNA, 2154 nt
Organism: Lachancea sp. 'fantastica'
Lineage: Eukaryota; Fungi; Ascomycota; Saccharomycetes; Saccharomycetales; Saccharomycetaceae
Source: the annotation of a GenBank genome assembly